AUGUACGACCAACGCUCGGCCUCGCGUUGCGCGAUAGACCGGCUACCCACCGAACUGCUUGCACGCAUUAUCAAGCUCGCCGCCGCAUAUGUUCUGCGAAAUUCCGCAGAUCCCUUUCUUCUACAGGAGCGGGCUGAGUCUACCUUGAAGACGACGAGGCUUAGUCUGACUCGAGUCAAUAAACAAUGGAAUGCGAUCGCAAUUCCUUACCUCUUGGAAGAGAUACGCAUCGGCUGCAAGCUCUCUCCAGAAACCAAACAUCUGGGAUACGCGCACACCGCCCGUCUCGAAAACCUCAUUCGCACCUCGGAGCUUUGCCCGUCCUUGCUGAAACGCACGCGCACCAUGGUGAUGCUGCUCGGCUGCCGCACCGUCGCAGAUCAGUGUCAUGCAGGCGUCCAAAUUUGUCAUUUACUCUCCCGCGUCUCGCUGAGGCACUUCUCAACGGACCUGAGCUGUGAAGCACCCUGGCUAUCGUUCCUCGUGUCGGGCAGUGCACAGUCCCUAACACAUCUCGACAUCCACAUCAGCGCGCGCGCCAUAUCGUGCACAACCAUUCCCUCCCUCAACGCUCUGACGAACCUCACGUUUCUGCGUGUGACUGAAGACAACAACCGUAACUCCUACGCAGCCUCGCUGGAGCAUCCCUAUCCCGAAUCAUUGAGCAGUCUUGCGCAACUUUGCCUCCCGCGAUUAGAAGAACUGCAACUCAUAAUCACGAAAAGUCCCGAAGACGUGCACCCUGACGGCCACAUCCCACUCCACAUCGGCUUAGCGGCUAAUCUGCCGUCCCUCCGCCGUCUUCAUCUCUCCGAGGAACAAUGGUUCGAAGAGGGGAUGCUCCUGCGUUUCUUAAACGCGUUCGGAGCGAAGCUGGAGGCGCUUCACAUCCAGAAUGCCUUCAUGCCCGACGAGCUCGAACGCAUCCACGAGCUCGCUCCCCACUUAACCGAGAUCGGCUGCUACGUGCCGUUCUCGUACGAAAUCGACGUCGAAUUCGGCGAACGCUGCAUACAACAUCCGCGCGUCCAGCAUCUAUGCUUCUCGGGAGACGCCUGGUUCUCGGAGACCAUACGGCUCAUCGAUCGAGCGAAACUUCCGAGUUUGAUUGAUGUUCGCCUCGUGGACGUUGCGUGGGCUCGCGCACGCGAUCCAUCGGUGUGUAAGGAUAGGAGCUUUGGUUGGAAGUUGAUGGAGGAUAUGCAGGCGGCCUCGGAACUUUCUGUCAAAGGAAUACCGUGUUUCGAUAUGAACGGCAAAGUGUUUGGCGGCCUGGUGUCGUCAGCAUAG
Molecule: messenger RNA, 1290 nt
Organism: Punctularia strigosozonata HHB-11173 SS5
Lineage: Eukaryota; Fungi; Basidiomycota; Agaricomycetes; Corticiales; Punctulariaceae
Exons: 2
Coding region: 1-1290 (429 amino acids)
Source: RefSeq, a predicted model, not a curated record